AUCCAGCCUUUUGCAUGUUCUUACUAUGGAAUUCAAAUCUGUUUUGUACAAAUGCACGUUUGAACAAAGUAACUUCAUUUGUGUGAAGUAUUGCUUUAGGUUUUCAAUAUCUGAAGAACAGUAUGUUCCAUGGGAAGCAAACGGGGUACUCUCCAGAGGUAUACUAUCACUUUCAUCUUGGGCUGUUUUGACUUCAGCUUAUGAAAGUCCAAUAGCAAGUAUCUGGAGGGGUGGAUUUAUGCUAUGAGAUAGCAAAACUGUAAAGAAAAAUGGCAGUAGUGGGAAAUUACCUGCUAAGUAGGGAAUACAGAAUGAUCCAAACAGUUCGUAGAUACGGCAAUUAAAAAAACCCUCAUCUGUACAUUUAAACGUUGAUUACAUCAAAAAAAUGCUUGAUUUUAUCUGCAAAACUGUACUUUUAGGGGUGGGGUGGGGAACCCUAGAUGCAACAUUCCAGGAAAUGUACAGGGUCAAGUGAGGGGGACAUGACUCUCUCCACUUCCACUUAAUUGCUAUAACUCAGGAGAUGAGCUCGGUCCGUAUGUACUAUUGAAUAAGGGGGUAGAGCAGGCUGUGUCCCUGGAAAAUUGGGAAUUCUAUCUGGUAAUAAAAUGUAAACUACGGCAAAAGGAGACAGUACAGUAAUGUCAUUUUUUUAGACGAAAAAAUAGAAGAGAUACAUAUAGUUCCAAGCAAAAACACUGUGGCUUGGUACCUGAGUUUAAUGGGGCUUACCAUCCAUGGGAGCUAAAAAUGGCUACCAUACAGCUGCAAACUCUUGAAGACCAGAUUUGCCUCAUCGCACUUUUAAAUGAUGUGUGAAUGUUUCAAAAACUGCAAUAAAAUUUUCACUUACACCACAUUUUUGAGCCUUCCCCCCCCCCAGUAAGGAGGUUACUGGUUUGAUUGGAACAUGAAAAGCAAACCUAAAUCUGGGUCAUGAAUUAUCACACCCAUCUUCUAUAGUACCCGCAUCCAGAAAGAUUUCACAGCUGAGCAAAGGCACAAAGGAUGGAUAUAAGUGCCACAUUCCCCACAGUGCCUCCAGCAGAGGGAUUUGGGAGUUCACAAGAUUUGUGACAUUUUCUCUGGGGUAUACUACCAGGGCUUUUCAGCUGAAUUCUGUUCUGGCACCUCUCAGGUAGGCACUAUAACAGAACCAAGGGAGGUGUUCAUAGUAAGUUCGGCACCUUUUCUGGAAAAGUAGCACUGUAUUAGUAUCACUCAUCUGUACAUUUUAAGUGUACAUUUUUAAUCUGUACAUUUUAAGUGUACAUUUUACGUCAGACCUCACCUGGAGUACUGUGUCCAGUUCUGGGCACCACAGUUCAAGAAGGAUACUGACAAGCUGGAACGUGUCCAGAAGAGGGCAACCAAAAUGGUCAAAGGCCUGGAAACGAUGCCUUAUGAGGAACGGCUUAGGGAGCUGGGUAUGUUUAGCCUGGAGAAGAGAAGGUUUUAGGGGUGAUAUGAUAGCCAUGUUCAAAUAUAUGAAAGGAUGUCAUAUGGAGGAGGGAGAAAUAUUGUUUUCUGCUGCUCCAGAGAAGCGGACACGGAGCAAUGGAUUCAAACUUCAAGAAAGAAGAUUCCACCUAAACAUUAGGAAGAACUUCCUGACAGUAAGAGCUGUUCGGCAGUGGAAUUUGCUACCAAGGAGUGGGGUGGAGUCUCCUUCUUUGGAGGUCUUUAAGCAGAGGCUUGACAGGCAUAUGUCAAGAAUGCUUUGAUGGUGUUUCCUGCUUGGCAGGGGGUUGGACUGGAUGGCCCUUGUGGUUUCUUCCAACUCUAUGAUUCUAAGUGAAUUUUCCUGGAUCCUAGAGGAGGUAGGUGAAGAGUUUAGAAGACCAGGAGAACUCCCGUGAGUGUUGGUAAAUUUGCUUUCCUAGAUCUACUUCCUACAUGGUUCUAAGAACAGGUGUGGAACAGAAUGUCACUCCCAACAGAAUUAGAUAUGAGAAACCAUGCCUCCAUAAGAUGUGGCAGACCCUUCCACCAUCCUCUUGAAGGCGGUUAAAGGCAAAGUAGCUUGAUCUUUCAGAGCCUUAGCGGCUUGCUUGUACCUUUUGAGACUGAGGAAAGCCUACAUUAUUGACGGUAAAAUUCGGGAGCAACCCAAAUUUGUAUCUUCUCUUACAGGCUCCGGGCAGAGCCUGUACUGUAAUACAAUAAUACAAAAUGGAAGUUUCUCUCCCCACUCUUUUCAAACUAAAUGCAUCUUGAAAGGCAUUUCAAACUACCAAACUAUCCUCCAAAGCUUUACAGGGAAGGAAUUCUGAAAGUGGUAGAGUAGAUGCCUAAUGUCUGCUGAAGUAGAUGGGAUGAUUUUUUUAAAAAAAGGCAAGUGCUGCUUCUUAAGAGGAGAGGGUGACCUGCAAGUUAUGUAAGGCCCAAGUUAUUUAAAGGGCUUUGUACGUCAUGGCCAACUCUUUGAAUGGUGUGCAGGAUAGGAACCUUGGUGUAAUAGUGCUCCCGGAUGGUCAGUCCCCUGUACAGUAAUCUGAGCUGUGUUCUGCAUCAUCUGACCUCCGUAACCCACAUAAAUCAGGCAAGUUAGGCAACUUAGUAUGACCACAUACUCUGCAUAAUUCUUUUAUUCAUCCUGCGCAGCAUCAAGAAGCUCUGCAAGGCUUGAGUCUGCCCCUGGCUUCUAGAGACCUUACUCAGCAACCACUCUGGCUUCUGAGAUUUCACCUUUCAAGCAUAUCUUUGUGGUUGUGUGUGCUAGGAACUUACUCUUUAUGUAAAGAGGGAGCGAGCACAUGCCCUCAUGUCCAGUGGAAUUGUUGUAUUCAGCCAACAUGGCAUGGGCUCAUAUAGUAGAGUUUCAAGGCACGGGCACUCGACCUGCAAAGGCAAAACUAAUACAUGCAACCCCCUAGUCUGCAGUACAAAGGCAAGAUUGUGUGGAUGCUAUUGCAGUUGCUACUAGGUCUGAAUUUGGAUAGCAAGUCCAAAGGCAUUUAAUGUUCUGAAAAGUGCCCCAAUCUACUCGGGCAGUUUGGUGGCUCCAUUACAACAAUGUGCUUAAAAUCCCGUAAUUGAAGAGUGCUUUCUAAAGCAAUACCUUACUUGUCAUCACUUGAGCUUUGAGUUAAGUGGAACUACUGCACCCAUUGGUCCUUUUCUAUUACAGUGGUACCUCGGGUUACAGACGCUUCAGGUUACAGCCUCCGCUAACCCAGAAAUAGUACCUCGGGUUAAAAACUUUGCUUCAGGGUGAGAACAGAAAUCAUGUGGUGGCAAGAGGCCCCAUUAGCUAAGGCGGUACCUCAGGUUAAGAACAGUUUCAGGUUAAGUACAGACUUCCAGAACUAGUUAACUUCUUAACCCAAGGUACCACUGUAUAAGUCUGUCAUCCAUGAUCAGCCACCUCUGCAACAGAGAACUGGGUAGCCAUGCUUACCUGCCCAGCUGCCCAGCACUGUUGCUUAAUGCCAGGCAAAACAACUCUCACCUAUGAUCUGAUCAUGGGUGAGGUGGCUGACCUUGUGCUCAUAACUGAGAUGUGGGUAGGUGAAUUGGAGGGCCCUGACCUUAGCUUGUGUUGCCCAUCUGGGUAUUUGGUGCAGCACCAGGCAAGAUUGGAGCAACAGGGAGGGGAUGUAGUGGUUGCUGCAUUAAAUUUCAUCAUCCGUGCCCAUUUGGGAGCUGGAUGUGAGGGUUUGUACCUUUGUUGGGUGGCAGAUACAGGACAGGGAUGUGGUUGGUGUCCUGUCCACCCACCUGCCGGACCUGGUGGAGAAUUUCAGGACAUUAGUGCUGAGGGACUUCAAGAUCCAUGCAGGGCCUGUUGUGCCUAGGCCAGCUCAGAUUUUCAUGGGUACCAUAGGGCUGUCUCAAUAAAUUUUGCACCCAACACAUACUGGUGGUCAUGCCCUAAAUAUCAUCUUUGCUACUGAGUGACUGGAGAAGGAUCUGGGGGUGAUUAUCACCCCAUUGACCCAAGAGAGAGAUCAAAUCUGAUGUAUUUCUGAAUGAUCUGGGGGAUUUUUCAGGCAGCAUGGCUGUUGCUCCUGUUGAGGCCCUAGUUUCAUUUUAAAAUGGCAAGAUAGGGCCAUUGACAUGAUCGCUCCUAGACCAAUUUCAGAACUGUUUUCAGGCUGCUUUACUACCAAAUCAGGUUUGGUCACCCUGGCGGAUCACUUUUAUUGGGAGAGAAACCCUGCAACCUGUGGAUUCUUCUUGAUCUCUGAGACUUUUAGUAUCAUCAUUGACCAUUGUUUCCUGGAACAACUCAGAGGGUUGGGACUUGGAAGCACCUUAUUUCUGUGGGUCUUCUCUCACCUGCUAGGUCAUUACCAGAAAGCAGUACAGUACUUGGAUAUUGUUGCUCAAUCCUGUGUGUGCAGAAGAACCUUGCUCAACCUGCCAAAGGACAGAGCCAUUGGGCAAGUUGAGGGUUCUCAGUGUAGAAAACAUUCUAAAGGUCAGGAAGCUUUUAAUUCCUUCUCGUUCCAAGAAAUGGUGUACAAAGAAGCAUAUACUGAACAGUUAUUACCUGUCAUACGCACAGAAUCCUGACAGGUGUUGUCCUUGCUGGCCGCUUCUGCUGAAAAAUAUUUCUGUAAGCAAAUAUGUAAUUCUGUCACAUGAUGGGGAGAGACAGCAGCCCUAGCAAAGGAAAACAAGUUGCUGCAUGCUGAUUGAAGCGAAGGCAGGAGACCUUGUUUGCGGGGUUGUUUUCUCGCUCUGCUCAGCUGGGAUGCCAGGCGAGCUAGGACCUCCAAAAAUAGGGUCUGCUUUGUAGAUUGUUUCAAAUGGCUUUCUACAGCAAAAAUAAAAAAAAAUAAAUGCAAAUAUGCACAAACAUGUUUGGCAGUAUUCAAAUGACAGUGUAAAAUGUACACUUCUAGCAGAGUGGCUGAUCCAAGGCUAGGUUAGAGCCAAGGGUUGGGCCCGUAGACAGGGAGAGUUAGGGUUAGGGUUGUGUGACGCCAUUGGUCCCCUGCCCAAUAUGUCACUUUAGUUCCUGGCACUAGCAGGAUGUCUCUCAUUUCAAGCUGCAGGAGGCAAACUUUCAAAUCAUUGCUUUGAGGAAUACAUGCACCCCAAGUUCUAUAUAUGAAAAGGGCUCCAUGCCUUCCUAGUUUAUGAAAUAAGGCCUCCAUGCCAGCUAUGGGUCUUUGGGUUGCUGGUUUUAGCUGCCUUCAUUCUGAGAUGAAAAGCCAGUUUCUAGCCCAGUAAUUUGCUCAUCCUGAUCUAAUUGUGUAGUGUUCUCAUGCUUUGUAAUAUCAAAGGCAAAUGGGACAUGCUUGCAUUCAUUGUCACAGUGUCUGUAAACAGGGGGUUCCUUACAAAACCCAGAAUAACACAAAGCAGAGCUGUGGGAUGUCUCAUUACUGCUCCUUGCAGUUGCACUGUUUACCGUCCAGUGCCUGCUGAGGUACCCAAGGAAAGUAAGAUUACUCUAGUUUAUUUUUACAGAGUCAGACACUUGGCAGAUUUCUUCAGGAAGAGAGGGAAGAUAAACCUCUUCUCAUCAGGCUGCUCUGAUGUGGAUGCUUUUUGGUUGAUAGCCAGUUCUAAAGGGGCAGGAGGACGGAUAUAAUUGGGAAUGGCCAUUCUGUCCUGAGCCAGUUACUUCUGGAAUCCACUGGCUGAUUUAAGAAAGAAAAGUUUCCAAGGUUGGGAGAUGCCUUUCUAGGGUACAUAGGGUUAUAUCCAGUGCCAGUCAUAAUGGAGGAGACACACUGAAGUUAAUCAGAGUGGCUAACUAGGUGUCUACUUGAUGGGAUACAACCCUUUGCUGUUAAGUUUAGGAUGUGAGACCACUUUCAUUCUGUGAGGUGGCAGCUCUGGAAGUGGGAAAUGGGUGGAAAGGCAUUGAUGUUUUGGCAAAGAGGAAAUGCAUGUAUUCAUAGUUUCCACCAUUUUCACCACAUAAUUUGGGUAAUAUUCUUGCUUAUUCAAAACUCAAGAUACAACAAAAUGCAGCAAGUUAGAGCUAAACAACUUAAGGAAAUGCAUACUUUCCUUUAAAAGACUGUACAUUCUGAAGUUUUGCUGUCUGCACAAUUUGAACUGAACUUCAGCGUAGAACUGAAUUUCCAUGCAUUUCUCUCCUGUUGAAGAUAGCUGUGUAUAUUAUGAAAAACCCCACAAAGGUUGCCAAGAGGUUCUGGAAAGCAGGGCUAACAGUGGGCUUUGCAAACAGUGGUUUGCAGAAUCUGGGGCUGCUGGGUUCUGGGAUCUAAACAUGCAGAUUGUGGAGCAAGCUUGACCCAUUAACUAUUGCACAUCGACAGGUGGGGUGUAAAUUGAAACCCUGACUUAUAUUCAAAAGGGGGAGGGUGGAGGGCAGGGCAGCUCAGUUACCAAAUCUCAUGGCAAAUAGCAUGAGCGGAAUAUCCUCAAAAUAGCCAUGGGGAAAGAUAUAUAACGGGAGACACCGCUGGAAAUAGUUCAGUCCUCAACAGGAGAUCACCCACACAUGCUCAGUGUUUUCCAAGGAAGUCCCAUCAGGAGCAGAAAUCAUAGCUAACAUCCGACCAGUCUUUCAGGUGCAAGCGUUACAGAGAAGAUAAUCCUUUGGGUCUCAAGGCACUUCAAAGUCGUCUGGGUUGCCGUGUGCUUUUUUUUUAAUGAUUCCUCAACACCAUCUUUCAGUCCUGUCUCGCUGGUCUCUUGCUCUUCCUUCUACCUCUGCCACAAUGAAGUAUUACUACCCAGACUCACUUCCCAGGUAUAGGCGAUAUACACGAGGCCUGAAAACUGUGCGUUUCCCCAAUGACGUUCUCUUCCUGGACCAUAUUAGGCAGAGUGAUCUGGAGCAGGUGGGCCGUUUCAUCCGUGCCAGGAAGGUCACCUUGGACACUAUCUACCCCUCAGGUAUGGCUGCCCUCCAUGAAGCUGUGCUUUCUGGGAACCUUGAUUGCGUCAAGCUGUUGGUGAAAUAUGGUGCUGACAUCAAUCAGAAAGAUGAGGAUGGCUGGACACCCCUACACAUGGCUUGCAGUGAUGGUCACACUGAUAUUGCAAGGUACCUUAUCUCUAUUGGGGCCCAGCGUGAUGCUACCAACGAUGAAGGGGAGAAGCCAUCCGACCUAAUUGACCCAGAGUACAAGGAGCUAGUGGAGCUUUUCAAAGCAGCCCGAGUAGACUAAGCUUGUGCCGCUCAGCUCUUUCCCAUGUGGAGUUCAGCCUCCAUGGCAGGCAGCAGCAUUUGUUGCAUGCUGCAAGGAGGCUAGCAAAACUGCCCCUACUACGUUGGCAAGAGUGUACAGCCUCCUAAAAGAGACCACAGUUUGGUUGUAAUGUGUAUGUAUGAGAGUGGCUACCUUGGGGUUUAUCAGAGAGCUAUGCUUGGGAUAGCCCUUCCAGAAAAUGUAAACUUCUCUACCAUGUGGCCCAUUUUCUGGUACCUGCUACGGUCAGGCUUUAGUUAAAAUGAGUCUAAUGGCUGGGACACACUGGCCCAAAUGGCACUGUUGUGGUUCACACAGGUGAUUAUGAAAUGAACUGGACUGGGUACCAAUUUGUGUGAACAUAUACCUUCCAUUCUGGCAAUGACUGAUUUGAACAGUGCUCUCUCAAAGACAUUCAACCUAUUCAAGCCUGAAGAAUCCUCACACGGUUAUGACAAAGAGAAAAUAGCCCCAACUUCAAGCUGGUAUCUUUCUGCUGUAUAUAUUAUCCUAAAAAUGUCAUGUAUAAAGUCUCAUAUGUUUGCUCCUAGAUUUGCUUUUCUACUGUUAUUUUUUAUGUUGUUCUGAAACAGCUUUUUAUUUUUUCAAUAAAGUAAUUUCCACAACCUUGGGUUAUAUUUAUUCCCUCUACUCUUGGGAAGGGUAGCCACACUUCUUGCCCAGCCACUUUGCUUCCCAGUUUGCCCUUAGACCAGGCAUCCCCAAACUGCAGCCCUCCAGAUGUUUUGGCCUACAACUCCCAUGAUCCCUAGCUAGCCGGACCAAUGGUCAGGGAAGAUGGGAGUUGUAGUCCAAAACAUCUGGAGAGCCGAAGUUUGGGGAUGCCUGCCUUAGACGGUUCCCUAGCUGUGAGACUUUGGAUAUGAAAUGAGGAAAUGAAUUCCAAAGAAAAGUAGAACAGCUUAAAAAGCAGAACAAGAUAUAGUGACUAAUGCCUCAAAGUUCUUAUUCGUACAUAUCUAGCUGCUUAACUUUGAUGGAGUACAUGUAUUAACCUUGAAGUUGUCCAUGAGACAUUGUUGCUGCUGCACCGUUAUUUCAUUCUGUUAAGUAAGGGUCAAUGUCCUCCUAGUGGUGCAGUAAGAAAAUUGUUAGCACAUUUGCAAAGCUAAGCAGGGUCUUGUAUGCUUUCAGAUUAGAUGUUGAGAUUCCUGCACUGCAGGGAGAUGAACUUUAUGACCCUUGGGGUCCCUUCCAAUUCUACAGUUCUGUAUUAUAAAAUUAUGUAACUUGGGUAUUUUUUGCAGCACUUAUAAUAUGUGCUUCUCGGCCUUUUGGCUAAGAUCAAGUGUAGUAUCUGUUCUUAUCAGCUUAAUAUCUGAUAUGUCCUCUAUUUGAGGACUAUAUAUUAAAUGGAAUUUUGGAGCUGGGAGAUGGAAUAGGGGCUUGCUCCAUCUACUCCAUGCAUUGACCUGGUAGGGACGCAGGUGGCGCUGUGGGUUAAACCACAGAGCCUAGAGCUUGCCGAUCAGAAGGUCAUCGGUUCAAAUCCUUGCGAUGGGGUGAGCUCCCGUUGCUUGGUCCCAGCUCCUGCCAACCUAGCAGUUUGAAAGCACGUCAAAGUGCAAGUAGAUAAAUAGGUACCGCUACAGCGGGAAGGUAAACGGCGUUUCCGUGUGCUGCUCUGG
Messenger RNA from Zootoca vivipara (common lizard), 8773 nucleotides. RefSeq names its product protein phosphatase 1 regulatory subunit 27 (gene PPP1R27). The record is from RefSeq and is a predicted model, not a curated record. Lineage: Eukaryota; Metazoa; Chordata; Lepidosauria; Squamata; Lacertidae. Gene Ontology annotation, molecular function: phosphatase binding.